Canariomyces notabilis is the source of this 2172-nucleotide messenger RNA. Its product is annotated as FMN-linked oxidoreductase. The record is from RefSeq and is a predicted model, not a curated record. NCBI's taxonomy places the organism in Eukaryota, Fungi, Ascomycota, Sordariomycetes, Sordariales, Chaetomiaceae. Gene Ontology annotation, biological process: tRNA processing. The transcript is spliced from 3 exons. The coding region runs from base 1 to 2172 and encodes 723 amino acids. Gene Ontology annotation, molecular function: flavin adenine dinucleotide binding; tRNA dihydrouridine synthase activity; RNA binding.
AUGGACCCCAUAGAGCCGACGAAGCGGCCUGCGGACGGGACUGCGAGCAACGCCUUGCCCAUUGAGAUUCCAGAUUCAUCUACUGAUGAACCAGCCGCUAAGAGGGUCAGAAUCGAUGAGACAUCGCAAGCCUCGCAGGGUACAACUCAUAAGGCCCCAAGGCCCAGAGUCAAAGGAGUUGCGCCCAUCAAGGAAGAAUAUCUCGUCUUGGCACACAGUCAAGCUACAAAAUCAGGGGGUGAGACCGAGGACAUCGACGACGAUGCUGCCGAGGGACGGACUGCGCCGGAUGCCCAGGGCCUCCAGCAGGGUCCCGGCAAAGGCGCGAAACGGAAGAAGCAGAAGGGCGGCCAAAACAAGGAAAGGGAUUUUGGCACCUUUUCAGACGCCCAACGUUUAUGCAACUCAGUGGCAUGGACUCCUGAGUUCUCUCCUCGGCCUUGCAAGCAAGGCGAUCGCUGCAAUGCCCUGCACGACAUUCGGAAAUACCUUAAAGAGGGCCGCCGUGCCGAUCUCACCACUUUCGGGGGCAAAUGCCCUGUGUUCGAGAAGUACGGCAAGUGCCCUUCCGGCUGGCGCUGCCUCUUUGUGGGGAGCCACAUGAAAGAGGUCAAACAUGAAGACGGCCGAUCAGAGCUGGUAGUCUUGGGCGUCGGGAGCGAAUCGACAGCGGAUCAGGGAGACGGCGAUGUCGGCGAGGUCAAGCCUGGGGUGGUGAACGUGGUGCCAGCCAGCGUCAAGAUUGACCUCUCUAGAAAACGUGUGGCACUAGACAAGUCCGACAAGUACUUGGACUGGCUUGCCAAGGAUACCGAACUAUUACGGGAACAUUACCACAAGAAAAAGGACGACGAGGAUGCCUCUAAAGACUAUAGGGCGCAGUAUGUCGAGCCGCCCCUCAAACCAUCCGAAAAAAGGAGGAUAUACUUUGGUCGAGAAACGCCAGUUCUUGCUCCUCUGACGACUCAGGGGAACCUCCCUUUCCGCCGUCUCUGCGUCGAGCUGGGUGCCCAGGUGACUUAUUCCGAGAUGGCCCUUGGGCUGCCGCUACUACAGGGUCAAAAAGCAGAUUGGACACUGAUGAGGGCGCAUGAGACCGAGAUAACCCCACCGCUCUUCAACCCAAGUGGCUCCGUUGUUCAAGGCUACGAUAACACGAAAGACCUCAAGUUUGGCGCGCAGAUUGCAGCCAACGUCCCGUGGGUGGCCAUCAAAGCCGCCGAGGUCCUGUCUCGCUUCUUGCCCCAUCUUCGGUUGAUCGACCUCAAUUGCGGUUGCCCCAUCGAUAUGGUCUACAAGUCGGGAGCCGGGUCAGCGCUUCUGGAUGCUCCGUCGAAGCUGGAGCGGAUGAUCAGGGGAAUGAACGCUGUGUCAGGAGAAGUACCAAUCACGGCAAAGAUCCGCAUGGGUGUCAGGGACGACAAGUUCACGGCCCACAAGCUGGUUGAGCGUCUGGCGCUUGGAAGCGAGGACAUGCGCGGCGUUCUCGGCGCUCCUGGGUGUGCCGCCGUGACGCUGCACGGGCGGACCAGGCAACAGCGGUACACGCGGGCUGCCAACUGGAGCUACAUCGCCGAGUGCGCCGCCCUGGUGAAGCAGUAUAACGAGAAGUGCGACGACCUAGCCGAUACCGUCCGCCAAGUCGAGGAGAACACGCUGCCCAACGGAGGGAAAAUGUACUUUCUCGGCAACGGCGACUGCUACUCGCACGUCGACUACUAUGAUCAUCUCGACAAGGCAAAGGUUGACAGUGUCAUGAUUGGUCGAGGCGCAAUCAUCAAGCCGUGGAUUUUUGAAGAGAUCCAGACCGGGCAGUAUCUGGACAAGUCAGCGUCGGAACGGCUGACGUACGUUGAGAAAUUUGCCCGCUACGGCAUCGAGGCCUGGGGUUCCGACGAACUCGGCCUCAACUACACAAGACGAUUCCUUCUCGAAUUCUUGAGCUUUUUCCACCGCUAUGUGCCCAUUGGCCUUCUGGAAUACCUCCCGCCCAACAUGAACGAGAGGCCGCCCGCUUAUCGUGGCCGAAACGACCUUGAGACACUGCUUGCAAGUAAGAACUACAAGGAUUGGAUCAAGAUCAGUGAAAUGUUCCUGGGUCCAGCUCCUCCCGAAUUCAAAUUCCAGCCAAAGCACAAAUCAAACAGCUAUGAGAUUGAUGCUGAGGGCUGA